Messenger RNA from Lutra lutra (Eurasian river otter), 2687 nucleotides. It is a transcript of the gene ADCK5, whose product is annotated as aarF domain containing kinase 5. The record is from RefSeq and is a predicted model, not a curated record. The coding region runs from base 16 to 2517 and encodes 833 amino acids. The transcript has 13 exons. NCBI's taxonomy places the organism in Eukaryota, Metazoa, Chordata, Mammalia, Carnivora, Mustelidae.
UUCUGGAGCAGCCCGAUGCGGGCGCGGGCCCCGACCAGCGCGGAGUCGGGGACCCGAGGCCCCGCGCAGCCGCCGCAGGACGGCCCGGCAGCAGGAGCGCCGGGUGCAGCCCCGCGUCCCGGACCUCGAGGAGCGCGGCCGCGGAAGGGAGGAGCCAGCCGGGGGGCGGGGGGGGCGGCGCUCGCGGGAGGGAGGCGGAGCGGGCAGGGGUGCGGGAGAGGGGGUAGAAGCGGCCGCGAGCGGUGCCUCUCCCCACCCCGGCCCCCCCCGCAGGGCGAGAGAAGCAGCGACCGGAAGCCUGGGCGCGGGCUGCGAGAGCCUUUGAGAGGAGGGGCGGGUCCUGCCCUGCCUCGGGCCGGCCGGUGCAGGGGGACAAGCCUUCCGGUGGGUUUCGCCCGCCCCGUGCGCGCCUUUCGCGGCGACGCUGCGGACCGUCCGCCCUCCAGGUCGCCCGGCACACAGCAGGCGCCACAAGUAUCCCCGGCUCGGUCCAAGGAACAAGGAGCUCCUACCUCAUUUUGCCGCGGGGAACGCGAGCCGCGAAGCGAGAUGCACCCUGGCCGGCGGCAGGAGUGUAGGACCGCUCCCCGCUGCCCCGCCCGGGCUCCAGCUCUCAGAGCAGUGUCCCCCCACCGCGCCUCCGUGCGAGCCCCUUCCCUCCGCCCGUGCUGUGAGCUCCCGGGGAACCAGCGAGCUGAUCCCCGCGAGCCUCGGCUUCCAUCCGGUGGGAGCAGACGCCCACCCCAGAGCGGCUGUGAAUCGGGGGAAUCGCCUGCGGGAGUGCACGCAGGGCGCGCGGUCCCAGCUCUAAAGCUAGGCUGCGGCCGCCGCCAGGGGCCGCUGUUCCGCCGCGGACGCCGGCAGGAUGGGCGAAGCCUCCGGGCCCCGCCCGCUGCCGGCGGGGCGGGGCGGGGCGCGCGUGCGCACUGCGCCUCCGCCACGCAGGGGCUGCUGGGCCGAGCGACGAGAGCGUGCGGCGAGCGGGAGCCGGAGCGGCCGGGGUACCGGCGGCGGCGGCGGCCUGGAAGAUGUGGCGGCCGGUCUCUGAGGAUCGGCCUGCAGAUCUCCCUGGACUACUGGUGGUGUACAAACGUCGUCCUGCGAGGGGUGGAAGAGAACAGCCCGGGGUACUUGGAGGUGAUGUCUGCGUGUCACCAGCGGGCGGCUGACGCCCUGGUCGCCGGGGCCAUCAGCAAUGGGGGCCUCUACGUGAAGCUGGGCCAGGGGCUGUGCUCCUUCAACCACCUGCUGCCCCCGGAGUACAUCAGGACUCUGCGUGUGCUGGAGGACCGGGCCCUCGCGCGUGGCUUCCAGGAGGUGGACGAGCUGUUCCUCGAGGACUUCCAGGCCCUGCCCCACAAGCUCUUCCGGGAGUUCGACUACCAGCCCGUCGCCGCCGCGAGCCUGGCCCAGGUACACCGAGCCACGCUGCACGACGGCACGGAGGUGGCCGUGAAGGUGCAGUACAUCGACCUGCGGGACCGUUUCGAGGGGGAUGUUCGCACGCUGGAGCUACUGCUCCGGCUCGUCGAGCUCAUGCAUCCCAGCUUUGGCUUCAGCUGGGUCCUCCAGGACCUGAAGGGCACCCUGGCCCAGGAGCUGGACUUCGAGAACGAGGGCCGGAAUGCCGAGCGCUGUGCACGGGAGCUGCGGCAUUUCCGCUAUGUCGUGGUCCCCCGUGUGCACUGGGACGCGUGCAGCAAGCGCGUGCUGACGGCCGAGUUCUAUGACGGCUGCAAGGUCAACGAUGUGGACGCAAUCAAAGGCAUGGGGCUGGCGGCGAAGGACAUCGCAGAGAAGCUCAUCCAGGCUUUCGCGGAGCAGAUAUUUUACACUGGCUUCAUCCACGCGGACCCCCACCCGGGCAACGUUCUGGUGCGGAAAGGCCCGGACGGGAAGGCACAGCUGGUGCUGCUGGACCACGGGCUCUACCAGUUUCUGGACGAGAAGGACCGGGCGGCCCUGUGCCAGCUGUGGCGGGCCAUCAUUCUCCGGGACGACGCGGCCAUGAAGGCACACGCAGAGGCCCUUGGGGUGCGAGACUACCUCCUCUUCUCCGAGGUGCUCAUGCAGCGGCCCGUGCGCCUGGGCCAGCUGUGGCGCUCGCACCUGCUGAGCCGCGAGGAGGCGGCCUACAUGCAGACUAUGGCGCAGGAGCGCUUCGAGGCCGUCAUGGGUGUGCUCAAGGCCCUGCCGCGGCCCAUGCUGCUCGUGCUGCGCAACGUCAACACCGUGCGCGCCAUCAACACCGCCCUGGGCACCCCCGUCGACCGCUACUUCCUCAUGGCCAAGAGCGCCGUCAGGGGCUGGAGCCGCCUGGCAGGUGCUGCGUACCAGAGUGUCUAUGGGGCUAGUGUCCUGCGCCACAUCAAGGUCAUCUGGGAGAUGUUCAAGUUUGAAGUGGCCCUAAGGCUAGAGACCCUGUCGAUGCAGCUCACCGCCCUCCUUAUUCGGCUCUUGGUCCAGCUGGGCCUCCUGCCCGAGACCCAGGGGCUCUCACAGUACUUGGAGACCUAGGCAGUCCUGGGGCCGAGAGGCCCUCAGGGCUGGUCCAGCAUCUGGCCCCACAGAUCGAGACCUGGGGCGCUGAAGAUGCUGUACCCUAGGUGAGCGGGGGGCAGCACGGGGCUCAGACCACAGCCCGGCCAGGAGACCCAACAAUGACCACAAGCUCUACUCAAACCAAA